Molecule: messenger RNA, 878 nt
Organism: Danio rerio (zebrafish)
Lineage: Eukaryota; Metazoa; Chordata; Actinopteri; Cypriniformes; Danionidae
Product: zgc:123321
Biological process (GO): endoplasmic reticulum to Golgi vesicle-mediated transport
Cellular component (GO): membrane; endomembrane system; cytoplasm
Source: RefSeq, marked validated
AAACCAAGAACCUUCAACUCAAACUCAAGACUGGCGUAGAAAGAAUGGGAGACUUUCAGAACACUGAACAAGACUUCUAUCAGUCUGGAUAUUAUAUUGAUGGUCAACAGGAAGAUGUGUAUGGCUAUGAUCCAGCCUACCUCAAUCCAGAAUACAAUGAUGCGGAUAAUUCAGCACACUUAGCAGAUGAAUAUGCAGCAUCAGCACCUUAUACUGGACAAGUGUAUCAGCCUGUAGCUCAACCCGAGCAAACAGAAUAUACAGACUCCUAUGAGGACGAACCACCUCUUUUAGAAGAGCUGGGCAUUAACUUUGAGCACAUCUGGCAGAAGACUCUGACUGUGUUGAAUCCACUGAAGCCUGCUGAUGGCAGCAUCAUGAACGAGACCGAUCUCACCGGCCCUGUUCUCUUCUGCGUCGCUCUGGGAGCCACACUACUGAUGGCAGGAAAGGCACACUUUGGAUAUGUAUACGGCAUCAGUGCUCUGGGAUGUGUCGGGAUGUACAUGUUGUUGAAUCUGAUGAGCAUUUACAGUAUAUCCUGUGGAAGUGUGGCGAGUGUGCUGGGAUACUCUCUGCUGCCAAUGGUGGCGCUCUCUGCAUUUGCUGUCGUUUAUUCCCUUCAGGGUCUGCUGGGAACGCUGUUGGCCUUGAUUGUGAUUGGCUGGUGCAGUCUGUCUGCUUCUAAGAUCUUCAGCUCCACUCUGGCCAUGAGCGGUCAGCAGCUGCUGGUGGCGUAUCCAUGUGCUCUUCUGUACGGCGUCUUCGCUCUUCUCACUGUCUUCUGAAAAUGCUCUGCAAAAUCUGAGCUAAGAAAGAUUACUCUUUGAUCAGAUGACAAUCCACUUUGCAUUCAAAAGCACAGUCCACCCCAAAAA